AUGUUAGAAAGUAGGUAUAACAUGAAGAAGGGACAAAGGAGUAUGCUGAAUCGUAAGUACAUUGUGCCUAGCAUUGUGGCCUCGGAAGAACUUGAGGUUAAGGAUGUGGAAGGAUGUAUUGAGCGACUUAAUGGAAUCAAGAACAGUAUUGAGGAAGAAAAGACGAAAGAAGGCUUGGCUUUGGAGGCUGAGUUGGAUGCUCUCUUUAUGAGUAUUGGCGGGGAGAAGAUUGUUUCGGAGAUGGAGAGAGUAGUGGUUCUCCUGUGCAAAAUAGCACAUAAGAUCAUUCGCGCGGAGGAGAAGACGGAAGAAGACCAGGGAAUCUUGUUGCAGAUCUUUGAGUUGGGACUCUUUAUGGUUCAGUUUCGAGAUAGGUGGUUGGAUCGAGUUAGUAAAAGUGGGCUUUUGAAAGAGCACGAGUUGGUGCCUUGUGUGGAGUACUCUUCGGUGGACCGUGUGUUUCCACCUUCUCGGGAGUUAGUCUCGUUGGCCCAGGAGUAUACCUUGCGCAAGAAGAGUUUAGAUAAUGUGCGUUGUGACUUGUGCGCCUUUGCGCUAGCCAAUUCCCUGGGCGUGUACCAUCCGAGUAGUUCACUACUCUUGCGGCAGCCCGAAAGCCACAAGAAAGAGCUUAGUCCGUUCUUCUUCCUUGGGUACGUGUUUGCAGAGGCUGAAGAGACGAAGAAAGCCUUACUGGUUGAUUGGCUGGCAAAGACAGACUUGGAAUUUGAUGGGACGAUCUUUUACUUACCCGGGAUCUCAGUACUAGAUUUCAUUAGCAUUGAGGCGAGUAAGAUCAAAGAUAAGGAAACUUUACAGAAAAUCAUCCGAGUUGGUAAAUCACAUCGGGUUAUCUAUCAUGCCCGCGAACCCGUCUUUGCCCUGCACAAGAAAGGGAAGCUAACCACCAAAGAACUAUCCGAGCUACUAUCAGAAACUUACCAUCCGGAUGAAACAGAGUAUACGGAGAAGAUCAUCAAGGACAUGGCGAAAUUCAGUCCAGUCGGCGCCGAGUUCAUUCUUAAGUCACUUAUUAUCUUCCAAAAAGCCGAGCCACUGGCCAAGUUCUUCUUCCAAGUCGCCUUUAUCAUUGACAAAGAGUAUGCCGAGUCCGUCAUUAUUUGCCGGGAAAGUCUAGGCCAUAUCUCUAAAGACAGACUAAACGAUCUUUGUGCCAGCGAGUACUUUGCUCUUCUAUGCCGCGAAAUAGAAGUCUUCAAACGCCUAGUCAAGUGCAUUGCUGAGAUCUAUGAAGAUACAACCGAGAAGUCCACCGAGCAAGCCGUUAUAAUCAAGCACGGCUGGAACUUAGAGAGAUUCAUUCAAAGUGUCUUUGCUGUUCUUCCUACCGAUAAAGAUGCGAUCGAAAGAGCCCUUAUUCUCACCGUUUAUUUCCCUUGGCUAACCAUGCACAUUAAACAAGUCCUUUGGCAAACAAUCAAUCAAAAACACCUCCAGUUCCGACUCUCUAAAAAGACAGCCAACUUAGAAGAAGAGAUAGAGAUGCUCAACCAUUUCCGCGAAAUCCCACAAGUCCGCCAAGUAAUCAUAAGAGCAUUCAAAAUCGACCAAGCCAAAACUGAGUCACAUCUUUUCAGCAAAGACCUCGAUGUCUUCCUUAUCAACCAUAUUAACAAAGAGAUUCAAAAAGGCAGAACUAACUUACCCGCCCUCAAAGCUAUUCUUACCCAAUUCACCAGCCAUCCUGAUUUCAACCAAGCCUCCUACUGGCACAACAUCAUCAAAAAGCAAAUCGUACUCGGCAAAGACAUCAUUACCCUUAAUGAACUAAUUCCCACCGAAGACCUAGCCUCUCUCGUUUCCCAAGAGGAAGAUAUCGCUACCCUUCUUAAACUCCUAGUCAAAACUCCCCUCAAAAGCAAUCUCUUCCUUACUCUACUCGAAAAGCUCGAACUCCAAACCAAGUACGAACAAGGCCUCGUCUUCACCACCGGAUCCUUCCUUGCUAUUGAUCUCAUCGCCAAGAAGCUUUGUAUCUACGCCAACCUCAUUCAAAAAGAGUUCUCCGGCAAACAGUCACUGAUCAAGCUUUACAGCUCCCAAGCUACCAUUGAAAUCUAUCUUAAUAACGGCAAGAUCAAAAUAGCCACCACCACUAUCAACGGCAACGACAAAGAAGAAAGAAUCAUCAGCAUUGAAGAAGACUUAGAAAAGAAUCCUCUCAACGGCUGGAAAGUCCCACUUGCCCUGGCAAUCACCAACUCCAGUUUCACUCUUAAAAUAGGCGAGAUUGAGUACACCCAAAAACACAAGAUCAAAAGAAUCCAACGUUUAGUUAUCGGCGAAGACUUCCGCGGCAUUCUCAAACGCCUAAUUAUCCUAGAAGAAGCCGCACUUAAACCCGACCGGCUUAGUCUUAAGCAUUCAGAGGCCUACUUCCUCGACCAUCUCAUGACCAUUGAGCAAUCCAUGCAGUACUACAAAAGAUUCGCUCUUCUCAUUGAAUCUCCAACUCCCUACCAUAUGUCCGGUCCAGAACCCAGUAUUACAAUGUGCAACCUUAUUUACCACCAACCUAUCUUCUGGCGCAGCUCCGAAUCUCUCACCCGUUUCCUGGCCAAAUCAGCAGCUAAGAACACCCGUAUUGAAAAGCUUCUUCUGUCCUUUAUUCAACCAACUACUUCCCAGCCCACUCUACCGCCCAUUACGGAUAGAACAUCGCUUAUAAUGCCAUAA
Molecule: messenger RNA, 2697 nt
Organism: Nematocida homosporus
Lineage: Eukaryota; Fungi; Microsporidia
Exons: 1
Coding region: 1-2697 (898 amino acids)
Source: RefSeq, a predicted model, not a curated record